Messenger RNA from Boeremia exigua, 528 nucleotides. RefSeq lists its product as uncharacterized. Bases 1 to 528 code for a protein of 175 amino acids. The transcript has a single exon. The record is from RefSeq and is a predicted model, not a curated record. Lineage: Eukaryota; Fungi; Ascomycota; Dothideomycetes; Pleosporales; Didymellaceae.
AUGGCCGACGUAGCAAGACACCCUACCAUGGGCCGCUCCGCCCACCCCCGCCACCACAACCCCGCCCGCACAUCCCGCCCGCGCCCCGGGCACUCCACAACGCCCCCCAGUUACGCCAUGGACUUCAUCGUGCAACCCCCGCGCAGCGCACGCACCUCACAAACCCUCCCGAGCACCAUCAUCGUGCGCCUGUGCACCACCAACACAGAUCCUGACCACGCGGCCUUCGACACGCCCAACCUGGUCGCCGUCGUCGCACUCAUCCCCGGCGACAGCACGCCCGCGGAUCCCGCGCUGCUGCACACGUUGCUCGCGGGACAGCGCAUCGACAGCGUGCACGCAUUUGCGGACGACGAGGCGGACGGGUCGAUCGCGUCGAUGGACAUGGCGGGUGCGCAGGGCGUCGGGUACAUGAGUUUCCCGGCGCUGGUGGUGCAGCAGGCGGGCGCGUUUCGGCUGCGGAUCACGCUGUUGAGGGCGGGGGUCGCGGUGCAGAUUGCGGACAGUAAUGUUUUCACAGUCAGGUAG